GCGGACAUCGCGAGUUUUUGCCGGCGUAGUUUGGAGAGCACUUCGCCGAGAGUUCUCAAAUGCGCUUUCCGUUGUACGGAGGCAUGUUUUCGAGCAUGUGAGUUGCAUACUUUCAUUUACCGCACGUAAUACUUAUUAGACAGAAUGAUCCUAAAUCAACUAGUGUACGUGCUGAGAAGGCCACUGCGGCCCAGCAAUCGCAAGCGAUCUGAUAUAGUCACCAUCAAGUCCAUUGCCGCUAACAUUGCUACCCGUCAGCUUUUCAAAGAACGAAGCCUCUGUGUUCGCGAUUUCGCCUGUGAGAGGUUUGAGUGCAGUGUAGUAGGCGAGUUCUGGAAGCGCUUAGCUGCCGAAGUGAACGAGCGGCUUGUUCUGCUCGGCGAAAUCUUGGCGAAGCAGUGUAACUUUUAUGUUGCUCACCGCAUGCGGCGAGGUAGUCAGAUAUGGAACCUCUACAGUCGUCUGUAUACGGAGAAGACACUUAAAGCUCUAGUAUCCAAGUUUCUCGACAGACUCCGAAGCAGGUCGCAGAAGCCCAUUGCCUUCCUUCUAAGUGCGGCACUCUUCAAAUGGGAACACGAGCGGAUCACAGACAACGAGGUGAAAGGGUGCAUAGACGAGUUUGAGAUCCUUUCUCAGAAGUGUGGCAAUACAAAUGGCAACUUCAGCGAGCCAACUCUGCAGCCGGAGAUAUUCAAAGCACAUUUGGCAGAAGAAGGCUGGGAACCCGUUGUUGAGAAUAGCAAGAUGUUCCUGUGGAGGCGUUGGAUGCCAGAAACGUCUGGCUAUGAGUAUAAAGUGUUCGGGACAUUCAACGACAUCCCAGCCCGGGCAUUCUUUAGUGUCCAGACGGACACAGAGUACCGCAAGCGAUGGGACAAACUUGUGAUCAAGCUUGACAUCAUCGACCGGGAUACAAGAGGCAGUUGCGAAGUAGUUCACUGGGUCAUGCAGUACCCUUUUCCCAUGUACAAGCGGGACUAUGUGUACAUAAGAAGAGCAUUUGUUGAUGACCAACGCAAAGUGAUGGUGCUCAUGUCACGGUCAACAGAUCACCCAGCUUGCCCUCCUAUCAAUGAGUGUGUCCGAGUGACCAAGUACACGUCACACAUGGUGAUCAGACCUCACCGAAGCAUAGAUGAGGAUGGUUUUGACUUCCUGCUGUCAUACUAUGACGACCCGCGAUCCUCGUUUCCGGGGCCGAUCUACAGCUGGAUGGCAGCCUCAGGCGUGCCAGACUUCAUUGAGAAGCUGCAUUGCGCAGCCAAGGACUUGCACCUCAAGAGCACAAAGGCACCGCAGCCAAAUCUUAGUGGCCAGAGCUCAUCAGUUCAGUGUGCCUAUGCUUGAGGAGGUUAUCUCUCUCAAGCGCUGGUCUCUUUACAUGGUGUUGUGCACCUCCUUCAACAUUGCUUGCAGUGUGUCAAUUUAAGGUAUUCACAGGUGGGCUCAGCAGUAUGAGAUUGCAAGUAACACUUUUGCUGUUAUGACUUGGGCACAGCCAAAAUUUUAUGAAGCUGCACACUGGAUCUGACUGGCUAAGCUGUUAUAACUGCUUGGUGUACACAUUUGCACAGUAAGUGUUCUGUGCACUGUGUGUUUCCACAAAGAAACGCCGUUCAUUAGUCUGCCAGUGUAAGUUGCAAAGUGUGUAUGUGGGAUCUUAUUUGUAGAUUGAAAGUGUGCUUUACUGAGCAGAAACUGAAUUGGACCUUGUGACAUGAUAUCAUGAACUAACACAGUGGUACAGGAAUUAAUUUUUGACUGCUAUGGACAGUUUAUUCUUGCUGAGGUUUCUGGGCCUGCAAAAAAAACUUGUUCUCAUCUAGUUAAGUGGUGACUGACAUAGACCUGUGAACAAGCCAAGGCAAACUGCUGCAUGAACCUAGCCAUUUGGUGCUGAGGCACUGCUGUGAAAACUGUCUGUCUAGACAUAGCAAUGCGCAAUAAUUUUACAAUUGCAGCAUUUGUUCCACUGGCAGAAAACUGAAGUAUUCAUGUGUAUAGCCUUCACAUUUUGUAGAAAUGUUUCAUAUAUUUGAAGCCGUGCCUCAUUUGGAAGGUGGUUCUACUUUCUUCUCAAACAGCGCUUUUCUUUUUUUUUAACAACCCCCCCCCCCCCCCCUCGAACCCAUGAUGUAGUUACAUAUAAGCAGCCCCAGUAAUAUGAUAUCUCAAAUGCCAGCAGUAUGAAAAGCUGUUUUGUGAAAAUGUCAUGGUGUGUGUUGUGCAUUUGACCUAAGCUGACAUAGAUGUGUUCAUGAAUAGCCAUUACAAGCCAAGGAAAUCAAAUAGGAAUUAGCAAGACACUAGGACACACAUAAACUAGCAAUAGGUACAUCAGCAUGCCUGGGAAAAGGUUCUAAAAUCUUAGGUUAUAUGAAAGUGUGCAUAUGGAAUUUUGAAAAGAGUUGUGCACAGCUAAAAUAUCACAGCCAAGUGCAUGGUUUGCCAUAAAGCCAGAAACAAGAAGUAGCUUACAGUGAUUUAGUAUGUGCACAGUAGUUGCAGGUGGGAGGAAAAUCCUUCUAGCCAUUUUGUAGAUAGUUGCUGUAACUAACUGGUGGUAACGAUUAUUGGGUGAGUUGGUUUGACAUUGUGCUAAUUUUUCUAGCACUGUUGAGAUACGGACAGCAAGGGAGAUGAAACAGCCAUAGAACGUUAACUAGAAAUUAUUACCAAGAUGAGUGGACCUUUGACAUGCUGUGCGCUCCUUUAGAGCAAACAUGAAAGGGACCCAAGAAAUCUGUUCAUCUUACUUAAAGUUCUGCUAAAUAAAAAGUGAACUAAAUCUGUUGGAAAGUAAAACAAAAAUCCUUGAACUGUUCAGCUUACCAGAGAGCUUAAGGAGAAUCUGCUGUAUCUCAGCAGCUUUCUUUGAUACAUGGUUCCCUUGCAAAUCUGAUGUUGCAGAAAAGCAGCAUAGAUGUUAUGCAGUCAGAUUUUGUCAGUUAGCUCUGUAAAAAUGCUUUUUCUUAUCAUUGACCUACGUAUUUCAGAUGUAAAUUCAUGCUAUUAGAGCUAUUAGCUAUGCCCUAACAUAACCAUGAGCCCAAACUAGUGCCAAUAACCUACUGAUUAUAUUAGUCAUGGUUGGAGUUUAUUCGAGACGCAGAAAAUGUAAAAUUGUAAGUAAACUUAAUAACUCCUCCUACCACUUGCUUCACAGAAAGCAACCAGGACAGAGCCUUCCUGUGUAAGAUGCCAUAAAAGUCAAAAUAUAGGUCCACGUGGAAUAUAGGUCGACCCCUGACCUUGAGGUGAAUAAAAUUUUUAGAAGCUUUUCAACGAAUACACCCAUUCAUCGUCAGAAAUGAAAGCCACACGUAAACUGUGAGGAUUUUCAUCCAGGGACAGCUGCUGGUCACUUAUGACAUUCCACAGCCCAGCACUGGUGAUGUCCAAGACAUUUGUCAUGUAGGGAUAGGCAUGUGCAACACUGUCAUCAGGCUAUGCGCAGCACGCACGAGGCACCUGAGGUGCACGCCAGCAAUGACUGCACUUGACUGUAGGCAUCCUCGCGUUGUUGCCAGGCAUCUUCCGUCGAUUGCAGCUUCAAUGUUUUUUGUGCUAUUUUCACGCACUAUGGUGACCGACGAGACUUCUCUUCUGCACCGUCAAUUUGUCCCAGUGGAUAAACGUUCGCGCACACAAUGCAUGCAAAUAAAUUCCACCACAUGGUUUCUUCAAGUUGAGCAUGAACAUUUUAGUGGCCAUGUAAUUAAGUUUUCAGUGAAAGUCAACAGUUGCACUCACCAUGGUUGCACCGUUUCACAACCAAACAGUGCAGUGCUGACAUGCUUUUGUUUGCUACUGUGAAUUCUAUCACAUUUUCAAGCAGCACUAAAGUCAAGCUGAGGCCUGCUAAUUUUGCACCCCGAGACAGUAGUAGCACAUGUUCACACAAUGUUUGCGAAUUUUCCAUGAACUUAGCAGCAGCAACAACAAAAUUGUGGACACUUUCUCCGUUCUUUUUUUUUUUUUUAAUCCCCUAGUAGCCAGACGAGAAGUGGAAUUGUGUCAAAGACUGCUGUGUAAGAAGAGGGGGCACUUUUUCAAAAUAUCUUUUGGGAAAGAAACUCUACCUAUAUUCUAGUUUUUAUGGUAGCCAACCAUUAUCAAGGUCUGGAAUAUUGUGUUGGUUAAGACCUGACUUGUCUUUUUGCACCCUUCUUUAAAAGUUUUAGUUCUGGCAUGAGAAUGAUUAGUUAUUUUGCCUUGCAGAAAAACACGCCUCUACAAUCUAUGACUUGAACAUCCAUCUCUGAUCUAUGUAAGGGAUUACAACUCUGUAUGCUGCUUAUUAUGCCCCCAGCUUUAUGAGGCAAUGCUUUUGUACGGAAUGUGCUUUAUGAGGCAAUGCUUUUGUAUGGAAAGUUGGUUGUUGAUGGAAUGUAGUUGUAUAGGUAGUUAGGUGCUAGUCAUGUUAGUGGUUUUUUAUUAUACACAUGUUUUCCUGGCAAGUUAGUGCGGUGCCCGGUUCUGCUGUGUUCUUUUGAUUUUUCUUUGGCUGUUACCUUGUAUAAUGCUGCUUCAACAGGUGGCAUCUUUUCGGUUGGUUACUAUAGUCUUUCACUUCAACGAUGAAUGGCUUGCUGUUACUCACUUUGAAUGGUGAAGUUUGAAACAGCUCAGUUCUCUUGCACACCAUAUGUUGUCAUGUUUUAUACUUGCCACCAGAAUUUUUUGCAAUGUGGUGCUGUUAUAGUUUUUUUUUUCCUAGUAAUGAAAGAUUGCAGAUGUAACUUGUUUCAGCUUAAUGCCAAGAUUUCGUUUUUGUGUGUCUACUCAGUUAACCAGCUUCGCUUAAGUUGAACCUUUGCCAACCAUCUGCAGCUAUUUGUGGCUAGCUGGUGCACAAUAGCAGAUGGGGUUUACUGCACCUCUUGUUUAGCGCACAGCUUUAAAGUAGAAAUGUUAAGGCGACUAUAUUUUUUUUGGUGGCUCUUUAGCUAGAUUUCAGGCAUUUAUUUGCCCAGUAAUUUUUGUAAAUUUUUGAUUGCACCGUUUUUUCGUCGUAACUUUAAGCUAAUAUAUAAUUAUUGAUGUUGGUAAAGCACGGUGUGAUGUAGUGAUAAGGUAGUUAUAAAGAUGUCAAUUAUUUUUUGUGCCAUUUUAUGUGUACCUCACUCGCCCAUUUCUCAUCUUAUUUUCCAAAUAACAUUUGACAUGCAAUGUAUUUUGAACCAUACUACAAUCACUGGUUUAAUUCAUGUGCUGUCUUCCCACAGCAGACUUGCAAAGCGUUAAACGUGUGUUCAAAGAGUCCCUACGAGAUGGCUCAGCAUACCAAGAAAAGAGAAAGAUAGGAUAAAUACUCUAUUGUAACUGACACGUGCUUCUGGCAGGUGCUACCUGACAUGUAACUGGAACUAACUUCGCAUGUUGAGCAUUGCCCAACAUGUAAAGAAUGCACAAUGUCGCAUGUGGGGAACAUACCUAACCUGCGACUGCAGGCAGUAGCUCAUCAUUUGACAUUAUGGGGUCCCAGGCUUGGAGUGCUUUUUGUAACACACACAUACACUCGAAGCAAUAGACAGUUUUAGUUUAAUGUUAGCGUAAUAGCGGGUUUAAGGGAAAUAGUGUUACCAUUCCGCAAACGAACUUUGCAGAAAAUGAGAUUUAGUAUAGUCUGAUAGCGUAAUUUACUUGUAGGACACUAUACCAUUAUGCUUUAAAUUUCACAUACAUAGUACACCUAAAAGAUUCUAUCUGUUCACCAUGCUUUGCGUGUGCGCCUGAAAAGUGCAUUAGGCAGCGCAUUGAAAGCCGGGAGCGCGUUGUAGUUGUACUUUCUACGUCUGCUGAUCCGCAGUGAAAUCGGUACAAGCAGUACAAGCUGUCAACCAUGGCCUCCAAGACUUUCUGAUCUGAGAGGCUGUCACGUUUAUCUCCCAACUUCGUCAAUAGAUGGCACCGUCAUCCAGUUUCUCUCUUUAGCCCCUUGAAGUGUUCGAAACGAGAAACGAUCUGAAAAACUCCUCAAGAUGAUCCAUAAUACUCUGUUGUCAGAGAGUCCCAAGACUAAGCGAAAGCUGUUUACAGUCAUUUGCUAUGAACAAGUGAAUUCUACAAAGGCAACACCAAAUUCACUUCGAAGUGGCCAGCUGGGACCGCCAGCAUGUUUUACGUAAAUGACAUAAACCAUGCAGUGACAGUAACAUUAAAUCUGAGAAAUAGCAUGCAUAUUCCAAACACUAUAGGUUAUUCAGCAUUCUGUGUAUGUGCAUUUUGAUCCCGCUAUUCCGCUAAGGAUGCUAAACUAAAACUGUCUAAUACUGUACCUGCUUGGCUGGGCAUUAAGAAAGUUGGAUGUGUGAUGGCGUCUUGGCAUAUAAAUAAGAUACAGUGGUGCCUUGCAGAACGAACUUAAUUCAUUCUGGGAGUAGGCUUGUUCUGUGAGAGGUUCAUUCUCUGGGAAGUGUUUUAAUGUGAUCAGAAUUCUCUGGGAACUUUACCCACUUUGUGGUAUUGUCUAACCUCUUUCACCCAGUGACCCAAGUUGUCUACUAGCUUGGGCCUCUAGGUGUGUGGUGGCUACUGUUUGCCAAGCAGACAUGGGUCACUGGAUAUGUGCCUAAAUAGACGGCUGGCUGCUGUCUGGCCUAGUAGACAACUUGGUUCACUGGGUAUGUGCCCCAACAGACAUCUUUGGCACUGUGAAUGUGCCCAUUCUUUGCCAAUGGAUGUGCCAAGGUGACACAAAGGGGGCAGAGCCUAAAAUAUAUUGAAGUGAUAGCACCCCAUUUAUAACAAACACCUCUUCAUUGAGCCCAGAUGCUUGAUGAAGAGCCAUUGCUACAAAGUUGCAUCCAGGGUAUACUACAGAGCUCCAACUGGGGAGCAGUGAUUACAGCAAGGUAUACCGUGUCAUGGUAUCAUUUGGCAUUGCAGUUAUCAGUGAGAUUGCCACUUUGUGUGUCUACAGUGGCAAUACUGUGUGUCAUUACAUUGCUUUAAUGCUAAUUGCAUUGAUGUUUAAAUUCAUCGUGAGAUGGGUCCUGCCAUAAUUUUUUUUCCAUGGACUAUAAGAAUCCUAUUAAUUGGCUCGUGCAACUUGGGAGCUUGGUUAUUUAUGUGAAAACCAAAAAUUGUUAAAACACGUUAGAAAAAAUUUGUCAGUGUAUUUACCAAGGAUGGAGGACAUUCACGACGAGAUCGAGAAAAGGUGACAUCCAGCUUAGUGUUUACAGCCAUCUGCUAUUUAGAAACACUCCUCACUUCAGAGUUCAUGUCUCUCAGCUAGAUGAGGCAGAAGGCACUGCUGUGAAAAAUGUUCUCCUGUCUGUGUCAUAGCCUUUUUUAAAGGUUCAAAAUGAUAUAAGUCACCUACGCAUUUCUGAAGAUGAAAGGAGAGUGACGUGAGAACCUUGCUAGGUGAGGGAAAAUAGUGGCUCAUGAUUAGGGAGGCCCAGAAAGCACAUAGGCACAUCUGUGUGCGGAUAUGUCUAGUUCGUACAGAGGAACCGGGUUCACUCUGGAAAAUGUUUGCUGAGCGAGGCACCACUGUUUUAUUACCUCUUGUUAGGCUGAUGUCACAAGUUGGUCGUGUACGAAACAUUACAUCAGGCACGUACCCAGUGGCGAUGGAGCCCUCCCCCCCCUCCCCCUACCCUCGCACACGCCACUACUAUUCACCCAUAUCCCUGAAGUGCUGCCAAAACAAUCUUGAAACUUGACAGCUAUUCAGCGGUCAACAAUGGGCUGCUGUUACGGUAUUAUUAUGGCCGAGGCGUGGAAGCGAUCGCUGGUCAGGCCAAAGGAAAGGCCACAAUACUGGGGCAUGAAACAGAUUGAUAUUCUCCCAGCUAAAAUAUGGUGGAAUGUUUUUGCCUUUCUCAUUAUUUCGAUGUUUGUUUCAAAAUCUGCUGGACAGACCCAACUGAUAUCUUUUCAAUGUUUUAUGUUUCACAGCCAUCCCAAAAAAUAAAAAAUUUCAAUCAAACCAUUGAACCCAGAAGCACUAUGAUUGUCACCUAUUACCUCGUCUGGCUUUUCUUUCCCCCUCCCCCCCCCAAUUGUACAGCACUUUUCUGCAAAAUUUACAACGGGAGAGAAGAGUCGCACGAAGUUGAAAAAUUAAGCGAUCUACUAAGGGAGAGAGCCGAGGCAAAAGCCAAACAGUAAGGAAAAUCAAAAAUUAACACAUUGAACCAUUGUUAGUGGAAAUAUUUAUGCACGAAAAUCCAUUUAUUUAAAAAGGGAAUAGAGAAAAUGCCGCCGGAAGUGGCGAAUGGUUCCCCGUAUAUUGAAUGACGCCUCUACAGUUAUCAUUCGAGCCGCCUGACGUAGCUACUUCUCUGCUGUGCUUAUACAGAUGUUUUUCUAACCUACCGCGGGGGCACAGUACGUCUAGAACCGCAGUGCCCUGCACUCUACGCGGUUGUACAAGACUGGCGGCCACGCUUCAUUACACAACUUCCCAAACAACAAUACAAGUUGGUUUUAAGUUAAGUUGUAAGGUUUUGCGUGCCAAAACCACUUCCUGAUUAUGAGGCAUGCCGUAGUGGAGGACUCUGGAAAUUUCGACCACCUAAGGUUCUUUAACGUGCACCUAAAUCUAAGUACACGGGUGUUUUUGCAUUUCGUGCUCAGCAGCUUAGCACCAUAGCCACUGAGCAACCACUGCGGGUGCAAGUCGGUUUUGGCACUUAACUUGGUAGAGCAGUAAAUGAGGGAUACAAAAGAACUGUGAUUGUUCCGGAAAUAUAUCUAUCUCGAUAAUUCUUCCAGAGCUAAUUAGAAAAACACUACUAGAAAUCUUCAUUUUAUGCUUUCAUUUGUUUACUUGUUCUUGGCUGUGCCCUUCCUGCAUGAGUCAAUUUGAUGUGGUUCCUUGUUUGCCAAGUAAUUGAUGUGUGUAGAUCACAGGUGUACUUGUGAUAUACACCUUAUUUCAUUUCUCUUUUGUGGGUUUGCAUGCCUUUAUAGCAAACGGUAGGAAUUAACGUUUGUACUAGUAAAAGUACACCCCCCCCCCCCCCACUCAUUCGCAUAGAAAAGUCACCCUGGGUGUAGCACCCCCUCCCCCCCCUCCCCUUUUGAAAAAAAAUCCUGGGUACGUGCCUACAUUAGUGCUCUGAUUUUUGUUAUUAGAGGCCAUGUCCAUGUAACCUUUUUCGAAGGUCUGAUAUUUCUAGGCUUGCAGUGAAGGAAAAGCCAAAGGUGUGAGCCCUGAAAACAUGUGAGCCCUGAAAACAAGGUGGGCCCUGAAAACAUUGCCCUUUACUGUGCUGGGAAGCCAGGGAGGGUGACUUACAGUUUUGUCACACAUAUGCACUCUCCUUUGCUUUUGUUUUUUAAUAAAUUUGCUCAGCCCUCAUUCACUCUAAACCUACUGUGUUGUUCCAGUUAGCAUUUGCUGGUCUGGUUAGCUCCUUACUUAAAUACCUUGUGGGCAUUAAAAUGUGAAUGGGUGUUAAGAUACAUAGUCUUGCAAAUCGCUUGUAAACACAAAUGACUGACGCACACUUCUUGAUUGCCAGACUGCAUUUUAGGUAUGGUCAUGGCAAGCCAUAUACAUGCACAAGCUUGAAUUUAAAGGGUUGCCUUUUGUCAAGCAUCAAUGCUUUUUCUUCUCUGUUAUAGGGUAUCAUUGCAAGCAUUUCGAGCAAAAACUGCAAGUAGUGAUGUGAAUGAAAUGUAUGGAAGUAGGAAAUGUAUCCUGGAGUUGUUGCAAUAUCAUGAUGGGGAUAAAUAAACUGUUUUAUGCUCACA
This is a messenger RNA of Dermacentor albipictus, 9717 nucleotides long. Its product is annotated as stAR-related lipid transfer protein 7, mitochondrial-like. NCBI's taxonomy places the organism in Eukaryota, Metazoa, Arthropoda, Arachnida, Ixodida, Ixodidae. Gene Ontology annotation, molecular function: lipid binding. The record is from RefSeq and is a predicted model, not a curated record.